AUGGCUGAAAUAGCUACUGCUGCUGGUUCCAAAGCUGUAGAAAAAGUUACAGAGACCGUGUAUGAUUCCAUUUGUCAGAAGAUUUCCUAUGUGUUCAAGUACCAGAACUAUAUGGAGAAGGCAAAGGAACGAGUUGAGGAUCUCAAAAGUAGAAGACAAGAUGUGGAAGCAGAGUCGACGUUGCUGAAAGACAAGGGGAAGAGAUUUACAAUGAAGCUUGGCAAGGAAGCAGAGAAGGUUGCAGAGGAUGGUGCCAAGCUCUUGGGCAAAGGAAACUUCGCAAAAGAUUCCCAUCUCCCUAUUCUAAGGAGGACAGAAUCCAUAUUUGUCGGCGAGGAGUGUGAGCGCUUUGACUCCAGAGAGUCCAAUUUCCAGGACAUCAUCGAGGCGUUGAAGGAUUCUAAGGUUAGUAUGAUUGGAGUGCACGGGAUGGGUGGUGUGGGCAAAACCACGCUGGUCAAAGAAGUUGCUUGGAGAGCCAAGGAAGAUAAUUUAUUUGAUGAGGUGGUAUUUACUGAGGUAACACAAACUCCCGAUCUUAAACAAAUUCAAGCCGACAUUGCUGGUCAACUGGGCAUGGUAUUUAGGGACCAGGAGAGUCUAUAUGGAAGAGCUGAUCAAUUAUGUGAUAGGUUGAAGAAAGCCAAGAGAAUCCUUGUAAUAGUAGAUAAUAUUUGGGAGAGGAUUGACUUGAAGGCUGUUGGGAUUCCUUUUAGCUACGAUGAUAAAGAUAGCAUCCAGCAAUACAGGAAAGAAAGCAACGAUGAUCAAGUGCGAUGCACAAUAUUGUUAACAGCUAGAACACUAGUUGUAUUAAAUCAAAUGAAAACUCAGAAGUAUUUAUCUGUUGAGCCUUUAGCUGAUGAUGAUGCAAGAAAUUUGUUUGUGAAAAUUGUUGGUGAUUUAACAGAUAAACGUGAUAUAGCUGCUGAAAUAAUAAAAAAAUGUGCAGGUUUACCACUUGCAAUUACAACAAUUGCAAAUGCUUUGAAAGGUAAGAGUGAUCCUGUCUGGAGAGAUGCGUUACAUCAAUUAAAAAGUUAUAAUCCAAGAUGCAUUCCAGAAAUGAAUAACACUUUAUACUCAACUAUUGAAUUGAGUUACGCAUUGUUGAACAGUGAAGAAGCAAAAUUACUACUUCUACUUUGUGCUCUAUUUAAUAAUAGACAUGUCUCUUUCCUCUUGAUAUUUGGUAUGGGGUUGGGCUUGUUUCAAGAUGUUCAUACGAUUAAUGACGGGAGGAAUAGACUCAAGUCGCUGAUUGAUUAUCUCGAAGAUUCGUGUUUGUUGUUGAAAGGUAACAAUAAAGAGAAGGUCAAAAUGCAUGACGUCAUUCAUCUUGUUGUUGCAUCAAUUGCCAAAGAGAAACGUAUGUUCAAUAUUCAAGAUGCUAAUGGCUUUAAAGAAGUGUUGGUGAAGGGAAAGUACAAAGAUUCGAUUGCAAUUUCUCUGCCUUGGAUAGACAUUGAUGGGCUUCCUGAAAGGGUAAACUUUCCGAACCUUGAGUUAUUUACUUUGCAUCUUAAAAAACAUCAUUUUCUACAAAUCCCAAACCACUUUUUUGAAGGGAUGAAGGAACUCAGAGUUCUAGAUUUGUAUAAUUUUCAUUUACUACCACUACCUUCAUCCUUUCUUUGCCUAACAAACCUUCAAACAUUGGGUCUGGUGAAUUGCACUUUAAGAGAUAUAACAAUGAUAGGAGAGCUAAGGAAUUUAGAGAUUCUUUGUUUUCUAAAUUGUGAAUUCGAACAAUUGCCUGAAAGAUUUAGUCAGUUGACACAACUGAAGUUAUUACAACUAUCUCAGUGUCCAAAGCUUGAAGUAAUGACACCAAAUGUCAUAGCCAGCUUGUCUCGAUUAGAAGAGCUAUAUAUAUAUAACAGCUUUGAGCGAUGGGAAGUUGAAGGACGGAAUAACGCUAGUCUUGCUGAGUUGAAGAGAUUGUCUCAAUUGAACACUUUAUGCAUACAUAUCCUGAAUCUGCAGCUUAUACAACAGGACUUUAUCCCUGAGAAUUUAGAAAAGUAUAAAGUACAUAUCGGAGAUGCAUGGGAGUGGUCUUAUGAAUAUGAAACCUCGAGAACAUUGAGACUCAAGUGCAAUGGAAGUCUUCAUUUGAGGUAUGGGGUUGAAAUUUUGGUGGAGAAAGCUAAAUAUCUCUAUCUAGAUCAGCUGGAUGGUGUCAAGGAUAUACUUUCGGAACUUGACAGAGAAGGUUUCCCAGAAUUAAAGCAUCUCUCUGUACAAAAUAGUUCUGAAAUUUUGUAUAUUGUCAACUCAAUGGCGUGCAUUCCGUCUAAUGAUGCCUUUCCAAUCUUAGAAUCAGUGUUUCUUAAAAAUCUAAGUAAUAUGGAGAAGAUAUGUUGUGGCCUAGUCGAUGCAAAAUCUUUUAGCAAAUUAAGAAUCAUAAAAGUAGAAAAAUGUGACAGGUUGAUGUAUCUCUUCUCUUCCUCCAUGGCUGGAAACAUCUUGCAGAUACAAGAAAUCGAAGUAACUAAUUGCAAGGAGCUAAAGGAGAUUAUUGGUCAAGAAAAUGCAGACCAUUUUGAUGAAAACGAACGGAAUUGUAAGGUUGAGUUUAAACAAUUGCAUUCCCUAGUACUACAAUGCCUGCAACAGUUCAUAAGUUUUGGCUUGAAGGUUGUGUUGCCAAGAUUGGAGAACUUGAAAUUGUCGUCAAUUAAUAUUGAGAACAUAUGGGUUGAUCAACCUCAACCAAGAAUUCAAUGCUUAAAAAGCUUAACUGUGGAGGAGUGUAAUGGUUUGAAGUUUAUGUUUUCAUCCUUUAUAGUCAAAAGUCUCGUGCAACUCCAAAGGCUUGUGAUAUGCAACUGUAAGUUGAUGGAAGCAGUAAUUUUUGACUUAGAAGGUUUAGAAGGAGAAGAUAAGAUAAUUGAUUUGAGUUUUCCAAAACUAUUCUACCUAAAGCUUGUCGGUCUUCCAAAACUAACAAGAUUUGGCACUGGAAAUUCAAUUGAAUUCCCCACCUUGAAUGAACUUCACAUUGAGAGUUGCUCUAAUUUGAAGACAUUCUUCCACAACUCUUUUGGUGUAGACACGUUAAAAAAAGAACCUGAAGAAGUGAACUUGGAAAAACAUAUUACUGAUAUAAAUCCCCUCUUCAAUGAAAAGGUUGCUUUUCCAAGCUUGGAGAAGAUGAUACUCUUACACUUGGAUAACAUGAAAUUGAUAUGGCACAACCAACUCUAUGGAGAUUCCUUUUCCAAACUAAAAGAAGUGAGAGUCGAAUUCUGUGAAAAAUUGAUGACUAUUGUUCCUUCUAAUUCUACUAAGGGACUUCUUACCUUUCACAAUCUGGAAACAUUAACUAUUAAGAACUGUUGGAAUAUGAAAAUUUUGUUUCCAGUUUCCAUAGCUACUGGUCUUUUGCAACUUAAAAAGCUUUGGAUUUCCUCUUGUGGGUUGGGGGAAAUUGUUGCCAAGGAGGAAGUAGAUGGGACCCCUAGAUUUUUGUUUCCUCAAUUAACCCACCUCAAACUUGAUAGUUUACCAAAACUCAAACAUUUCUACCUGGAGUUGCAUACAAUAGAGUGGCCAAUGCUUAAACAGUUGUUCGUUUAUAAUUGUGAAGAGCUAAAAGUACAUGCUUCAGAUGGAGAGAGCCAACCUGCCCUUUUUUCGUUUGAAAAGGUCAUACCCAAUCUGGAACAGUUGGGUUUAAAUGCUGACAACAUUGCAUCUAGAUGCUUGGAUCGUAUUCCAGCUAGAAGCUUUAAGAAACUUAAAUUUCUUAGGUUGGUUAAGUGUGAUAAUGAAUCAAUAGCAUUUUGGUUUGGCGUUCUUCAAAAAUUGAACCAGCCAGAAACACUCUAUCUAAGUGCUGGUACUUUCCAAGAACUUGAUUACCAGGUUGACACAUCUCUUCAAAAUCUUCAAACUUUGGGAUUACAGAGAUGUCAUCGUUUGAAAUAUCUAAUGCCAUCUUCAACAACUUCCUUCAAAAACAUUAAGAAUUUGGAAGUCCACAAUUGUAAUGGAUUGGCAUAUAUAUUAGCAUGCUCAGCAGCAAGAACUCUGGCCCAUCUCACAAAAAUCAAAAUUGAAGAGUGCAAGUUAGUGACAGAGGUAAUAGCGAGUGAGGUAGAGACAACGGAAGAGGAGAUUGUUUUCAGCCAAUUGAAAAUUCUAGAGUUUCAUAGUUUAGCGAGCCUCACAAGCUUUUGCUCGGCCAAUUACGCUUUCGAAUUCCCAUGCUUAGAACAAGUAAUUGUGAGCCAAUGCCCCAAUUUGAAGAUCUUUUCUCAAGGAGGCUUAAACACACCAAAAUUGAAAAGGGUACAACUAACAGAGAAGAUCAAUGGAGAAUAUUUGUGGAACGAUGACCUUAAUUCCACUAUCCAUCAUAUGUUUACAAAUAUGCUUGGUUUUCACAACUUAGAACAUUUGAAACUCUCUGAAUACCCCAGAUUAGGAGAAACAGUUUGGAAUGUUCAAGUUCCUUCUGGCAUAUUCAACAAUUUGAAGUCGUUGGUUUUGGACGUGUUUUUAGAUACCUUAACUGCAAUUCCAUCGAGUGUGUUAAGCGCCUUUAAAAAUCUGGAAACACUAGAAGUAAGAAGUUGUGGUUCGCUAAAAAAAGUGUUUGAUAUGGAUACACAACAAAAUGCUGAUGGACAUACAUUGAAGAAAACUAAUCAAGAAGCUUUGGACUUCAACAACCUGAAAUCGCUCAAAGUUCACAAUUGCUGCAACUUGAGAUAUAUAUUUUCUCCGUCUAUCAUCUCAAGUCUUGCUCAACUCCAAGAGAUAGAAGUUAAAAAUUGUGCUUUGAUAGAAGAAAUCAUCACGAAAGAAGAAGAAAAGGAAGCACACAUUGAGGAAAUUAGAAUCCCCCAACUAAACUCCAUUGUUCUUGAGUCAUUGCCAAAUUUGACAAGCUUCUGUUCAGGAAUUAAUGCUUUGGAAUGCCCAGCCUUGAAAGCUAUUACAAUGGCCAAAUGUCCAGAGAUUGAGACAUUUAUUUUCACUAAUAUGAAGGACCAAUCUGACAAUAUUGCACCCCUUUUCAGUGAAAAGGUUGCUUUUCCAAGCUUGGAGAAGAUGAUACUCUUACACUUGGAUAACUUGCAGUUGAUAUGGCACAACCAAUCCCAUGGAGAUUCCUUUUCCAAACUAAAAGAAGUGAGAGUCGAAUUCUGUGAAAAAUUGAUGACUAUUGUUCCUUCUAAUUCUACUAAGGGACUUCUUACCUUUCACAAUCUGGAAACAUUAACUAUUAAGAACUGUUGGAAUAUGAAAAUUUUGUUUCCAGUUUCCAUAGCUACUGGUCUUUUGCAACUUAAAAAGCUUUGGAUUUCCUCUUGUGGGUUGGAGGAAAUUGUUGCCAAGGAGGAAGUAGAUGGGACCCCUAGAUUUUUGUUUCCUCAAUUAACCCACCUCAAACUUGAUAGUUUACCAAACCUCAAACAUUUCUACCUGGAGUUGCAUACAAUAGAGUGGCCAAUGCUUAAACAGUUGUUCGUUUAUAAUUGUGAAGAGCUAAAAGUACAUGCUUCAGAUGGAGAGAGCCAACCUGCCCUUUUUUCGUUUGAAAAGGUCAUACCCAAUCUGGAACAGUUGGGUUUAAAUGCUGACAACAUUGCAUCUAGAUGCUUGGAUCGUAUUCCAGCUAGAAGCUUUAAGAAACUUGAAUUUUUGGUGGUGGUUGGUUUUCGUGAAUUUGGAUAUUUGAAGCUUGGUGAAUUUCCCACUUUAAAAGAAAACAUAUGGAAUUGCAAAGUUCCAAUUGAUUUGUUCUGCAAUUUGAAGUCACUAGUGCUAGAUGGGCUUUCUGAUAGUGCAACAAUUAUUCCAUCCAAUGUGUUAAGCUACUUCAAAAAUGUGGAAACGAUAGAGGUAAAAAGUUGUGAUUCACUGAAAGAAGUGUUUGAUAUGGAAGAGCAACUAGAUUAUGUUGCAGCAAAGAGAAGUCAUCAUGAAAUUUUGGACUUCAAAAAUCUGAGAUCAUUGAAAGUUGAUAAUUGCAACAACUUGAGAUAUAUAUUUACUGCAUCUUUAGUCUCAAGCCUCGUGCAACUCGAACAGAUAGAAAUAAAAAGUUGUGCUUUGGUUGAAGAAGUCAUUACAAAAAAAGGGGAAAAGGAUGCGGGCAUUGAUAAAAUUAAAAUCCCUCUAUUGAAGUCCAUUAGUCUUGAGUCUUUACCAAAUUUGACAAGCUUCUAUUCAGGAAGUAAUAUUUUGGAAUGUCCUCCCUUGAAAAACAUCAUCAUAAAAGACUGUCAGAAUAUACAUUUGAAGGACUUCAGCCUCCAUCUUCCAUCCCUUUUCAGUGAAAAUGUUGAGUUUCCUACCAUGGACGACUUAACAUUACCGUCAAUCAUCACUGAGUGGAUAUGGCAGAGCCAACUGCCAGCAACAUCUUCUUGCUUUGAAAAGUUAACAAUCUUGGUCAUCGAUGGCUUUGAUCAUUUAAAAUAUUUUUUCUCUUCUUCAAUGGUCAAAAGCCUUUUCGAAUUGAAGGAGCUUGAGAUAUCCAAUUGUAAGUUGAUAGAAGGAAUUAUAGUUGAAGAUGAAGAGAGGACGAGUACAAUGCUGUUUCCAAAAUUAUACCAGCUGAAGCUUAGAGAUCUUCCAAAACUCACAACAUUCUGCAGCUCCACUGGAAAUUUUGUUGAAUUGUCCUCCUUAUUCAGAUUGUGGAUUGACAAUUGUCCUGGUAUGAAAUCAUUUGUCUCCAUUUUUAAAUGGAAUGACAAGACAUCAACCAAGAAACUUGAAGAAACGAACUCAAAUGAGAACCUCCACGCUCACAUGCAAUCUCUUUUUGAUAAAAAGGUAAGGCUCCCUUGUUUGGAGAGAUUGCAAAUCAGUUAUGCUGAUGAAUUGGUAAAAAUAUGGGACGAUCAGGUCUCUUUGGAUUCCUUCAGCAGUUUAAAUCGUGUGCUUGUACGGUUUUGUAAAAAACUUGUAAAUGUUUUUCCACCUAACAUGCUUGGGAGACACCAAGAACUAGAGUGGCUGGAAGUACAAAAUUGUGAUUCAGUUGAAGAGAUAUUUGAAUUGCUUGAGAAAAGAUCUGUCUUGGUGGAGGAGAUUGUUGCCAGUGAAGAAGCAGGUCAUAGAUUUGUGUUCUCCAAAUUAAAAGGCUUGUAUCUACAGAUGCUUCCAAAUCUCAAAAGUUUGUACCCAAAAAUACAUAUUUCAGAAUGGCCGGUUUUAGGCAAGUUGAAGGUACAUGGAUGUAACAAUGUGGAGACUUUAGCUUCAGAAUUUCUGAGCAUCAGAGAGACUCAUGGACAGAGUCAAAAUGAGACCCCAAAUCAAAAACCACUGUUUUUGGUUGACAAGGAUGCAUUCCCUAGAUUGGAAGAGCUUGAGCUAUGUGAAAUGCCCAGAUUGUUGCAUCUAUGGAGAGGAAAUGCUCAACGUAACAAUGCCUUUCAGAAUCUGAAGACUCUAAAACUAUCAGAAUGUGGCAGUUUAGAUAAUUCAUGGUCAUCAUUAGUGUCUUUCCAAAAUUUGGUGAAGUGGUGGAGGAUUCAUCAGUAG
Pistacia vera is the source of this 7509-nucleotide messenger RNA. RefSeq lists its product as uncharacterized. The record is from RefSeq and is a predicted model, not a curated record. The transcript has 13 exons. Gene Ontology annotation, molecular function: ADP binding. The coding region runs from base 1 to 7509 and encodes 2502 amino acids. Lineage: Eukaryota; Viridiplantae; Streptophyta; Magnoliopsida; Sapindales; Anacardiaceae.